This is a messenger RNA of Echinostoma caproni, 750 nucleotides long. Lineage: Eukaryota; Metazoa; Platyhelminthes; Trematoda; Plagiorchiida; Echinostomatidae. The record is from the annotation of a GenBank genome assembly.
AUGCUUCUUCUCCCUGGGUGUACGACCGGCGAACGCGAUUCGGCAAUUCAGACAAUACCGCAAGAAGACCUGGAAUUGAUGAAGAAAGAAUUUAUGGACACGUUCGACGAGAACGCGGACAAUCGGAUUGAGCUGUCUGAGAUGGCAAAAAUUCUCCCCACAGAAGAAAACUUUCUUCUACUGUUUCACCGGGAUAAUCAUCUGGAAUCAAGUGUUGAAUUUAUGAAGGUCUGGAAACGGUUUGAUAAAGAUCGUAGUGGAUACAUUGAAGCGGACGAACUGAAAGAUUUUUUACGUCAUUUGCUCAAAGUUGCCAAACCCAACGACCAGAUAGACGAACAUAAACUGAUUGAGUAUACUUCGUCCAUCCUCGAGCUGUUUGAUCAGAACAAAGAUGGUAAACUGCAACUGAGCGAAAUGGCCAGACUGCUCCCGGUCAAAGAAAACUAUCUUUGUCGUCCAAUAUUCAAGAACGCCUCAAAGAUAACCAGCACAGAUAUCGAUCGGGCAUUUGCUUUAUACGAUCUGGAUGGAAACAACACGAUUGAGGAUGAGGAGCUCGCAGGUUUCUUGAAGGAUCUACUGGAGUUGGCUCAGGAGGACUAUGACGAGAAGGACCUGGAAUUUUUCAAACGUGUUAUCUUGAAUCAGUGGGAUGUGAAUAAUGACGGAAAAAUUAAUCGGGAAGAACUGAAAAUGAUGCUGAUGCAACAAUCUCGACUGAUGCACGAGAUGCAAUCUCGUGGUUAA